Molecule: messenger RNA, 564 nt
Organism: Arachis stenosperma
Lineage: Eukaryota; Viridiplantae; Streptophyta; Magnoliopsida; Fabales; Fabaceae
Product: 60S ribosomal protein L35
Exons: 4
Coding region: 84-455 (123 amino acids)
Biological process (GO): translation; maturation of LSU-rRNA from tricistronic rRNA transcript (SSU-rRNA, 5.8S rRNA, LSU-rRNA)
Cellular component (GO): ribosome; cytosolic large ribosomal subunit
Molecular function (GO): mRNA binding; structural constituent of ribosome
Source: RefSeq, a predicted model, not a curated record
GGAAGAAAAAACCAGAGCGCAUUGCAAUUAGGGGUUUUGAAUUUUGAUUCGCUUUCGGUUUCAGCAGCAUCAAAAACUUUGCAAUGGCGAGAUUGAAGGUGUACGAGCUGAGGAACAAAACGAAAGCAGAGCUUCUGAGCCAAUUGAAGGAUCUGAAAGCUGAGCUGGCACUCCUCCGUGUUGCCAAGGUCACUGGCGGAGCACCCAACAAGCUCUCCAAAAUAAAAUUGGUCCGGUUAUCGAUAGCGCAGGUGUUGACGGUUAUUUCGCAGAAGCAGAAGUCGGUGCUGAGGGAAGCUUACAAGAAGAAGAAGUAUCUGCCUUUGGAUCUGCGUCCGAAGAAGACCAGAGCUAUCAGAAGACGCCUCACCAAGCACCAGGCUUCUUUGAAGACAGAGCGUGAAAAGAAGAAGGAAGUAUACUUCCCAUUGAGAAAAUAUGCAGUUAAGGUGUAAUGUUCUCCUUGUUACUUGACGAAAUUCUCAAAGUUUUGUUAAAUCUUCAUGAAUCUUUUGUGCAAAACAAUUUCUUUUUUUGUUUUAAUCUAGUCAAAGCUUGCAUCUU